Molecule: messenger RNA, 2532 nt
Organism: Fusarium pseudograminearum CS3096
Lineage: Eukaryota; Fungi; Ascomycota; Sordariomycetes; Hypocreales; Nectriaceae
Exons: 2
Coding region: 1-2532 (843 amino acids)
Source: RefSeq, a predicted model, not a curated record
AUGGAAGUAGGCGGCUUCGCAGUAGGAGCCGUUGCCCUCGCCAGCCUCUUCAAAGAUUGUGCCGAUCUUUAUUCCAUGUUCACGUCGGCACAGAACCUGGAUAAAGAUGCGGCCACACUACAAGCAAAGCUAGAAAUUGAAGAAACAGUGUUUCUCAGGUGGCCGGAGCGAGUUGGCUUGUUCAAGCAAGACCAGGACCAAAACGAAGCCAUAUUCAGCGAUGCACACACUCGGCGUCUCAUCAUGCUAACUUUGGAGCAAAUGAGAGAUCUCCUAAGUGAUGGAAACAAACUACGAAAACUUUAUGGUGUGAAAAGCAUCACCCCUGCGAAAGAAUCCAACUCAAGCUUAGCAUCAAACGAUGUUCAUGGGCGUAUCAGCGCACGUCGACGAUUGCAAUUUGAUUCGGACUUUCGAGGUAUGAAUAUCAAAGACGUGUUCAAAACAAGUCGUAUAUCAAUGCUUGACAAUUUCGCCAAACAAAUCACCUGGGUCAUUGGUGAUAAACAAAAGUUUCAUCAGCUCAUCUCGGAUCUCACGUACUUUAACAGGAGACUAGUCGAGUUGACUCCCGGAUCUACUCCCGCGUUGACUGCGAAUGACCUCUGUCAUAUACGCAACAUCGAAAAAUUCGAUGUCAUUGUGGAGGCAUUGCAAAACAAUCACUCUCACCAGAGUGCAGUCAUCGAAGCCCGGUCGAAUGCCAUACAGUCCCGCAUACUAGAUACGCUCUGGUUCCGGUGGCAUGAUGACAGGAGACUCACGGUCAAGGACGCACACAAAAAGACAUUCCGCUGGAGUCUCGACUCGUCGGCCGAGGAUUGUACAUGGCAGCAUCUUCCUACUUGGCUGAAAAGCAACUCUGGGAUAUACUGGCUCGCAGGCAAAGCUGGAAGUGGGAAAUCAACGUUGAUGAAAUUCAUCCAUAGUGAUGAGCGCACAAUGGACUAUCUCGAAGCCUGGUCUGGCGACUCGGAUCUCGUCGUUGCCAAUUUCUUCUUCUUCGCCCAAGGAUACCCUGAGCAAAAGUCGCAGGUUGGGCUACUGAGGAGCCUCCUCCACCAACUACUGAGCCAUGACGCUACUUUGGCUGAGAUUGUCCUUCCAAAUGCCUGGAGAGAAGCAUCCCGUGAGAAUCAGAAGAAGCAAGAGGGCCUAACAAUGCCAUCCAUCGCGGAAAUGGAGAAGGCAUUGGAGGACAUAUGCAACUUGUACCGAGCCACCAAGAAGAUAUUUUUCCUCAUUGACGGUAUUGACGAGUACGAAGGCAAUGAUAUUGAUGUUGCCGCUUUGAUGUCCGCCCUUGGGGCAUUUUCGAACGUCAAGAUUCUCGUUUCAAGCAGACCCCAUGAUUCGCUUGUCGCGGCAUUCAGAGAAUCGCCCAGGAUGAAUCUUCCGGACUUGACAGAACGAGAUAUUUCCCAUUAUGUUUACGACACCGUCGCCUAUCACCCUUACAUGAUACAACUUUCUGCAAUGAAUCCGGAGACAGUUGAACUUAUAACAAAAUCCAUCGUGGAAAGAGCUUCUGGCGUCUUCCUCUGGGUUGUCCUAGUCUGUCGAUCCGUCAUCGAGGGCUGCGACGCUUUUGAAACAGCUUCAGACCUUCAAUCACGCGUUGACGAGUCUCCCAAAGAGAUCGAGGAAUUAUUGAAUCACAUUCUACAAACGAUUGAUCCACGCUGGGAGGAUGAAGCGAUGAAAAUCAUGUAUUUGGUGCAUACGAAUCAAUCGUGUGGAAUGGCUCCUCCUCUAUCGACACUGGGCUUAUCGCUCAUUUGCGAGCAGGGGUACAUUUCAGACAUGCACUCAUCAGAGAUUCGAGCCCGGGAGCCGUUUACAACAAAGGACACAGAUCCCAGAUGUUCCACGAUGGAAGGAAGGCUACGAAGCAGAUGCCGUGGCCUUGUCGAGGUCAAUCGAGUCAUGAGAGAUAAAGACAGGCGUCGGUUUUUCGGUGGUAAUGACGAAAACAAGGAGAGCGAGUCCAUUCUGAUGUCCAGUGUCGAGUUCAUGCAUCGGACUGUCUAUGACUUUCUUUCGCAACCAUGCAAUUUCAACCGCUGGUUUGGAAAGAUCACGCAGCAAGGCUUUAAUGCUUAUUUCGUUUUGUGCAAUCUAUGGUGCCAACUCAUCCCGACAUUCCAACAAAACAAGGCUGUCGAGCGAAUGCAUUGUCUCUUCGGCGCCGUUUCUAUCACGAUCUAUGGUAAUUACAAAGGAUGUGCACUCGAGGUUAUUUUCCAUUGUUUUUCAAGGAUCCAAUACAUUUGUGGCAUGUAUCUGAUCGAUGAUAACCUUCCAAAAGCGGCAAAAUACUUCGUCCAUGAUAGGAAUUGCCGACAGUACUACAGCGACAUCUCGGUUAUACUGGCUCUGGCUGCCGAAUGCUCGGUGCGAAAGACAAUCGAAUUCGUGUACGAGACUGAGAUUCCGCUGCAUAGUCUCUUAUAUCAGCCACCUAGUUUGGAAUCACUGAGAAAUUGCGAGCAUGAGCAAGAUAAGCGCCGAGCACGGAGUUUUCGUGACUAG